Messenger RNA from Mycena citricolor, 369 nucleotides. The record is from the annotation of a GenBank genome assembly. Lineage: Eukaryota; Fungi; Basidiomycota; Agaricomycetes; Agaricales; Mycenaceae.
AUGGCUACGAUACUAGCCACCGGAAAAGAAGCAUUGGAGAACUACUUGGCCAUGACCAUGAGCACUCUGUUUCCUGAUUGCGGAUAUCAUCUUCAUACUUUGAUGCUACGCUCUUUGGGACUUCCGUACAUCAGUAAUCCUUCUACCCUCUCUGUUGCUGAUAUGCGCCACUUGUGGGUCACCAGAGGGUCCCUCUCCGAGGAUUUACGAGAUGUACUGACGUAUACAAUAGCACUCGGCUAUUGCAGCAUUUUCGCCUGUGGAUCGAUCGGACUGGCGGCCUUUCCGUUUAUCAAUCUUACCUUCUCACUCGCAUUGAUUUCUUCACUGGUGACAAAUUUUUUACUUGUCACCCUCUCUGGUCCAUGA